This is a messenger RNA of Lodderomyces parapsilosis, 357 nucleotides long. RefSeq lists its product as uncharacterized. NCBI's taxonomy places the organism in Eukaryota, Fungi, Ascomycota, Pichiomycetes, Serinales, Debaryomycetaceae. Gene Ontology annotation, molecular function: serine-type carboxypeptidase activity. The coding region runs from base 1 to 357 and encodes 118 amino acids. Gene Ontology annotation, biological process: proteolysis. The record is from RefSeq and is a predicted model, not a curated record. The transcript has a single exon.
AUGUCGCAAUCGAUUUGGGAUUGUCUUCCUGCGACCAUUUAUUGCAAUCUAGCAGAAAACACACCUUACGGAAAGACUGGUAGAAAUCUUUAUGAAGUUGGAGAGGAGUGUAAGGGAGACAGUUUGUAUUAUAAAGGGAUGGACUACUUUGAUGAGUACUUGAGUAAGCCAGAGGUAAUGAAAGCAGUUGGUGCGGAUGUGUCAAGUCACAAAUCAUGCAACGAGGGGGGCUCAAGAAAAAUUUUAUUCUCAAUGGCAAAUCUGAUGAGACCUUAUUACAAGCAUAUUGUUGAGGUUUUAGAAAGUGAAAUACCGGUUUUGCUCUAUAAUGGAGACAAAGACUUCAUUUGCAACUAG